Messenger RNA from Sardina pilchardus (European sardine), 1355 nucleotides. RefSeq names its product selenoprotein T, 1a (gene selenot1a). Lineage: Eukaryota; Metazoa; Chordata; Actinopteri; Clupeiformes; Clupeidae. Gene Ontology annotation, molecular function: thioredoxin-disulfide reductase (NADPH) activity. The transcript has 6 exons. Gene Ontology annotation, biological process: cell redox homeostasis. The record is from RefSeq and is a predicted model, not a curated record. Gene Ontology annotation, cellular component: endoplasmic reticulum membrane.
AAGGUGAACGGAAAUAGGAAGACUUGUAUGGGGGAGGAAGCAAAAUGAGUGCUCGGUGGCUACCUCUCACGGUCCUUUUCUUAUGGGCCUUCUCUCUUUAUUCAACGUCUGCUGAUAAUGGCGUAAAAAGGAUGAAAAUGCAGUAUGCCACAGGGCCACUGCUUAAAUUCCAAAUAUGUAUUUCCUGAGGGUACAAGCGGGUGUUUGAGGAGUACACGCAGGCCUUGUACCAGCGUUACCCAGACAUCCGCAUCGAGGGAGAAAAUUAUCUUCCUAACCCCAUUUACCGACACGUCGCUUCCUUUCUUUCUGUGUUCAAGCUAGCCCUGAUCGGACUGAUCAUAGUAGGAAAAGACCCAUUUACCCCCUUUGGUGUGGAAACUCCGGGGGUGUGGACUUGGGGUCAAGAGAACAAGAUUUAUGCCUGCAUGAUGGUGUUCUUCUUCAGCAAUAUGAUUGAGAAUCAGCUUAUGUCAACAGGUGCAUUUGAAAUCUCGCUGAAUGAUGUGCCAGUUUGGUCUAAACUGGAGUCGGGUCACCUGCCCUCCAUGCAGCAGCUGGUGCAGAUUCUGGAGAAUGAGAUGAAGAUGAACGUUCACAUGGACACACUUCCGCACGCUCGCUCCUAACCCAGUCUCUGCCCUGUCAUAUGGAGCCUGGGAGCCAAACAUGUUUUAGGUGAGCAUCUCUUAAGGCUGUGGGACCUUUUUUAUGAAGGUUUGUGCUGAAAGCAGAUUCUCUGCUAGCGCAGGCCGGAUGUCCUGAUUGGCUCUCACCAUGCCCCUGGAGAUGCUGGUCCUAUUGAUGUGCUGGAAUCCCUUGCAAACUUUGUGGCUGUUUUACUACUGGAGAUGAUUCUUCCCUGUGCAACUAGUUGUAUAGAUAUGCAUUUCUCAACACAAAACCUUUGAAGUACACAGUUCUGUUUGACUUUGUUUUUUUUCUGUUUUUUUUCUGGUUUUCUUUUUGUUUCUCAUAUUCUGAGUAUAAUUACACCCAAAUGUGAGAAACACCAUUGUUGUCAGGUGCCAGAACUUAACAAGAAAUUGGCAGCCAAGUAAGGUUUAGAUCUUUAAAUCAGAUAAUACUGUGUACAUCUAUGGCUAUCAGAGACUUGAACAAAUGCUAACACCCCCAUUUAGAUAAUGACUAGCGCAAUCUAUUCGUCCUCCCUACCCCCCCAUGUGUCCUCAGAACAUGAUUCUUUUAUAAUUUAAUAGCUAAUUUAUUCACUUAAUUCAGUCAGAAAGAGCUUAACAAUUUAGCAAAUGUUUUAAUUUCUGAGCCAUUGUAAUUUUUAUAUUUCUUUGUAUAGCAGAAUGUGAGGGCUACAACAAUAAAAUUGAUUCUAACCA